Tribolium castaneum (red flour beetle) is the source of this 1230-nucleotide messenger RNA. Its product is annotated as carboxypeptidase N subunit 2. Lineage: Eukaryota; Metazoa; Arthropoda; Insecta; Coleoptera; Tenebrionidae. Gene Ontology annotation, molecular function: protein binding. Bases 217 to 1179 code for a protein of 320 amino acids. The record is from RefSeq and is a predicted model, not a curated record. The transcript is spliced from 2 exons.
AAGUGUUGACUUUUCCCCGAUUAACCAGUUCCAUUCUGCAACUCAUCUCGCAAAAAUGCUUCUCACAAAAUUAAUUAUUUCGCUGAGUGUUUACUACUUUACAAGAGUGAGCUGUUUGUGUGAAAAAUCGUUCAUAGUAUCGUGUGAAACGCUAACGGACGUUGCAUUUAACAAAUCGAAAAAAACCUGGACCGAGUUACUUGUGCAACCCAACAAAUGUGUCACCAAGACGUCCUGAUCAUCAGUAACGAAUUAAUCGAAAUAGAACGCAACGCUUUUACUUAUUGCAAAAGUCUCCAAAACCUCAUCCUUUACGACAACAAGGUUCCAGUGAUUCGAAAAUCAACAUUUGUCGGAUUCUGGAUAAUGCUAAAAGUGAGUUUGGAGAAUAAUCACAUUGAGCGAAUAGAAAAAGGGGCUUUUGUGGCAACUAACAUAAAUUUCCUUGAUUUGUCUCGUAAUAAACUGGUAGUGAUCCCAGCUGAUAUUUUCGUGAAAAACAGCCGACUUGAGAAGUUAAGUGUGGCCCACAACAAACUAGUAUUUAUCCACAUCCAGACUUUACCAAAAAAUUUGAAACAACUUUACUUGGAUCACAAUAAACUUGACGCACUACCGGAUGGGCUCCACCUUUUGGAAGAACUCAAAGAGCUCACAAUUAGUCACAAUUAUCUAAGUAGUUUACCACAUUUUGAAGGACUCAGACUUUUGGAAAAGUUGGACGUUUCGUUCAACAACAUCAACCAAGUCGGCCAAUUCCACUUUGAUAAUUUAACAAAUCUGAAAUACUUGGAUUUGAGUGGAAAUAGUUUGAAAAAAUUCAAUAUUCCGGUCAAUUUCAAGGGUGAAGGACUUCAACAAAAACUUUUUUUGGCUUUUAAUCGUUUAAGAUAUUUGAAUUUUGAUGGGGUUAACAGUGAACUUGUCCUGACACUUGCUGGCAAUCCGUGGAAUUGUAAGUGUUUAGAAACGAUGGAAAAAAAUAUUCUUCUGUCUGGAGCUUCCGUACGAACAGUUUGUGACUUGAAAUUCGGUGGUUUGGGGCAAAACCCGAUUUGUGUCAAUGAUGGUGACUGUUCUGAAAGUGAAGUGCCAGAAAAACUGUUUCAGAAGUUCAGGAGUGCCUUUCAGAGUAUGGACUGUGAGCUUUUCACAGACUUGGAUAUUUUUGUGAACUAGUUUAAAAUAUUGUUAAUAAACGCGAGAAAUGAAUAAGCAUUUCGUAAAAUC